Molecule: messenger RNA, 1042 nt
Organism: Hyaloscypha bicolor E
Lineage: Eukaryota; Fungi; Ascomycota; Leotiomycetes; Helotiales; Hyaloscyphaceae
Exons: 2
Coding region: 213-794 (193 amino acids)
Source: RefSeq, a predicted model, not a curated record
UUGACAACCUAACUUCUUGGAGUGAGGCACUGCUAUAUUGCUAUCACAAGACGGCGAGAAAUAAGGCCGAAGGAGGCUGUUCGUGAGGUACUUCAAGGAGCAACUUCCCUGAAGCCAUUCCAACAAAUCAAACAACAUAAAAUCGCGCAAGCUCUCACUCCUGUUGAAGGACAAAGAUCCGAAUCCCCUUCCCACCCACCAUUAAGUCCACCAUGAUCCCCAAAAUGAACUCCAAAAAACCCACCUCAAACAUGCUCCCCUUUCGCGACACAGACAACAAAGCCAUUGUCUACGGGGCCUCUCCAAUCGCCCCAACCUCAGACACCGCCUCUGACGCCGAGUUGCUCGUUCCCCAGCAAGGGCUGGACGAAGAUUCCAUGGAGCACUUCACCGCGACCGGGCGUCGCGCUCCAAAAUUCAAAGCGUCCGGACUGCAAAACCUAGGCGGCGACGGGUAUACUCUUCCCCAACUGCUCCCAAAGCGAUACACCGACGACUCGAUCAUCCCUGCUAUUGUGACGGAUGUUGUGCCUUCUGAGAAAACGAUUCAGGAGGAGGCGGGAAAGAAGAAAGGGCUUUUGGGGAGGUUUAAAGGGAAGAAGGAGGAGGUGGUAGGUGGAAAUGGGGAAAGGAAGGGCGUUACGAAGGUGGUUUAUAUGCCGAGAAGGGAGUACUUGAAGUUUUUUGCGAAGGAUGAGAACGGGCAGUACAUCGGGAGUGAGCCGCAGAAGAAGUGGACGGAGGAGGAGUUGGAGGCGGAAUUUGCGAAGUAUAAGCCGAAAGUUGGGAAGUAGUGGUGCCCGUGAUAGGAAGGAUGUUGCUACGAAUACGAGACAAUGGGAAUGCCAGGCUAUUAAUAGAUUAAUGACAACCCAUACCCGAUAUUAUUUUUGUCAAGGUAAAAUGGCGAGGAGAGAUCCAGAAUCAUUGAGAUAUAAUAUGGCCAGCCUGCUAGUAUCCUAGUAUCCUAGAUGCCAUCCUUACACCACCAUCUUAGAAUGGAGGCUCUGCUUCAACACCCUCCCCGCGCAUCCAACGAGAC